AUGGCUGAGAACAACACAAAUGUCUUUCUGGACAUUCUGCAGUCCUUCGAUGCUGUUCCUUUAAUUAUAGCUUUCUGUGUCUCCAUUGCUGUGGGUCUGCUCCUGGGGGCCAUGGUUUACGUGAUCCUGACAUGGAUGUCUCGACACAGAGCAGGCUCUGCCAGCAUCACCCGGCGCCCGCCCCGCACCUCGCACACUUCCUCCCGCAAUCGUCCUGGGUUCAAUCACAGCAGCAGCUACGAUCGCAGGAGCAACAACAGUUUGUUGAGCGCAGCUUUCAGCUUCCACCGCCAGAACUCGUCCCCGGAUCACCUUGAUGCUGUGGGGCAUAAAUCCAGCUUCAGGGCCUCCACCUUCCACCCCCUCAUCCAGUGCAGCCAGAUCGCAAGGGAGGCAGAGCAGGGGAGCCAGACCACGCUGCCUCGUACACCAACUCUGACCAUGUCAGCUGGAUCAGCUCAAAGUGCUGCCCAGUCACCUGCCACCUCACCAAGACCUGAGUCGUUUUGGGGGAACAACAACCUGAGGGGGUUCAGUGUGACGCAGACCCCACCUCCGGCCUACGAAAGCAUCAUUAGGGCUUAUCAGGAAACGACCACCUGA
This is a messenger RNA of Nematolebias whitei (Rio pearlfish), 603 nucleotides long. RefSeq names its product myc target 1a (gene myct1a). Gene Ontology annotation, cellular component: nucleoplasm. Bases 1 to 603 code for a protein of 200 amino acids. The record is from RefSeq and is a predicted model, not a curated record. NCBI's taxonomy places the organism in Eukaryota, Metazoa, Chordata, Actinopteri, Cyprinodontiformes, Rivulidae. The transcript has 2 exons.